Achroia grisella is the source of this 1820-nucleotide messenger RNA. RefSeq lists its product as uncharacterized. NCBI's taxonomy places the organism in Eukaryota, Metazoa, Arthropoda, Insecta, Lepidoptera, Pyralidae. Gene Ontology annotation, molecular function: protein binding. The transcript is spliced from 10 exons. The record is from RefSeq and is a predicted model, not a curated record. The coding region runs from base 80 to 1687 and encodes 535 amino acids.
CAAGAAAUUUUACGUAAUUAUAUUUAGUAUUUUGUAAAAGGUUUUUUGUGGUUAAAGUUGGGUAGUUACAAAGUCCAAAAUGACAUUCGAAGGCGUAUUCCCAAAACGACGACAAUUGCCAAAACUUAUGGCAUGCAUGACGAAAACUAGUUUGGAGAAUAUGAGAAAUAAAGCACUUUUUGGUUUAGACGUCCUUGACGCAAAGGGAAUACGAAGACGAAAGUUACCUUUACACGAAUGUUUAAUAUUAGAACUAAAAGAAGCGGGCUACAUUGAAUCGUCCGAUUACUUACAAGACCUUAUUUAUGACAAUAUGCAGUUACUGGCAGAAGAUGAUAUAGGUAUUGUUGUUGACCUGAGAAAAAAUUUUGAAUAUCUACACCACAUUUCGAAUGUUCUACAAAAGGCUGAAAAACAAAGGGAUAAAGGAAAUACAAAAAAAGAAUGCCUAGAACUUCUUAGCUUGGCCAUGUAUUAUGCAGAACAAGGAAAAGGUAUUUUGUGGCUGGCCGAGAAGUUCUAUUUAGCGUCCAUUGCUGUAUCGAGCCAAUACCUAAUAGAUGGCGGACGUCAGAAAGGAUGCUGCAAAUAUCAUUACGCAAAAUUUUUACUUGACAAAUUUGCAGAAGCAGAUCCAGAAGAACCAUUUGUAAUAUUAACCGAAGUCAGAGAUAGUGCAAUUGGGAAGAACUGGUUACUGUACGAAGCUGAAAAUGAGGGUGAUGAAGUGCCAUCAGAUACUGUAUUUUCAGCCACUGCCUUACAAUUGCAUAGAGUAUUAUUAAGUAAAGCCAGAGCAGUCAGAAAGAUUGAUCCAGCCAAAGCUGAGAGGCUUUCACGACUAGCUGAAAGAAGAGCAAACGAUGCUAAACAAACGAGCAAAACAGCUGAAGCCAUCAUCGAGAUAGGUAUUUGUCAAUUAAUGAUGAAUAACCUGAAUAAUGCCCAGAAAACUUUCGACAGAGCAUAUAAGAUUCAUACGGAGAGUAACAAUAUUGAAGGUUUAUGUGAAACAAGAAUGCACCUAGCCGCUGUAAUGCAGAGAUUAGGCGAGCAUGAGAAAGCAGCGAAGUUGUUAACAGAAAUGGGCGCCUUGGCGAUGGAACAUAAUCUCAGACGACAGUUGGGAAGAGCUUUGCAUCUCCUUGGAGAACUGCAUCUUAAGAGAGAACGGCCGGAACUUGGCACACAAUAUUUAUCUGAAGCCUUCGCUUGUUUCAUGGGUUUUGGUUUCCAUAAAUCAAACUCUGUAUUUGAUAUGAAUAUUAAUACUAAAACUGAGGGAGUCUUUAUAUACCAGACUCAUAAAAGUGAGAUAUAUGAAGAAGAAGCAGAACAGUCACGACUUAUGAUGGCAAUAUCAGCAGGUCAAGAACUGAUGGCCGAGUAUUUCAACCUUAUAAGAGAAGCAGGAACCUGUUCAAUAGCGCAAACAAAAACAAUAGACUGGAAACUAUCUAAAGUGGGCUGGUGGGUAAAGAGGGGACACCACGACUUACUACCCUGUCUUUGUCCUAUUCACCAUAGAACUCCAUUGGAUGCUCUUAGAAUUCAAUUGGAGGUAAAGGAAGCACUAAUAUUGGAGAAAAUUCAAUUAGAACAUUCGGAAACAAAUGCAAUGCUUGGUAGGAUGAGCACUGUCGAAGAUAUCCGUAUGCUUCGAAGUAGCUAUCAGAAAAUUGCAUAGUGCCAAAUUAGACGUGCACUGCAUACAUUACUACCAAUGACUUUAAAAACAGUAUUACUUUAGUAUACGAAAUUUAUACUGUUUUUUUUCGUUUGCAUAUUCUAUAUAUUUAAAUAAUGUUAUUUUUUUAUCU